UUGAAUAUUUGUGGUUAUGUUUUGCACGAAAAUUUGUUGUCAAGAUUUCUGAAAGCGGUCUUGUCAAAAUUUUCCGAUUCUAUCAGUGUUUUUAGUGAUUUUCGUGAUUUUAAUUGAGGAUUUUACGCUUUUAACAAUGUCCGUGAAAUGCCGUGUUCCUGGAUGCGGAAACACAAAUUUAAAUUGCGAUAGUUCAAUUGCUUUUCAUCUGCCAUCUAAAGAAAUGACUGCUGAACAAUGGGAUGUCUGGAGGGAAUUCUGUGGCGAAAGUCUAAGUAACGUUCCCACCACGGAUAAAACACCCCAACGACUCAGGAUUUGUUCUCUACAUUUUGCGGAAGGUGACUUUAAAACUUCUACCAGAUCAGACAUACCACAACUGGCAAAGAAUGCUAUCCCGAGAAUAAGAAACGUACAGAAUUUACCACAACUAGCCAAUGAAGAACACCUUGUGUUAGAAAACGUUCCGGAGAAUACAGGAGUGGCUCAGCCGGUUUGUCCAGAAAACAACGCAAAUGAAUACAUUCUCUCUGACAAUUUGGGUAUUGAUGAAGACUCAGUUCCCACACUGCUUCUAACUGAUAAUCCUGAUGCUCCCCAAGAAAAUCAACUCCUAGUGAAUGAAUCUGAAGAAUACUACAUUUUGGACGAAUCCGAUCAUACAGUGAAAAUUAAUGGGAAAAUAAUAAAACCAAAAGGUACUAUACGUCGUUUUUGCCCUCCACCUCUCUUGACUUUCGACGGACGCCUUCUCAAUGAUGCUCAGAAACCUUCAGGAGUUGAAGAUACCACGAAGGAGACGGUCAUUGUACAAGAAGUUCUUGCUCGUGAAAGUGCUGCACCACCUCAUCCUAGUCUUAGACCUAGAUCUGAACUUAUGCAAGUUGAUAGUGUGUUUGAGGCGAUUGAGGGAAAGGGCUGUGAGCACUUGACCGAAUACGAGGCAAAGUUGAAUGAAGUAAUGGAUUUGGAAUGGGAGGUUAAGCGUCUCACAGAAUCUAAUGGACAACUGACUAGCUCAAUACGCCGCAUGAAUUCGGACAUCAAUCAAAGUCAGAGGACUUUUGGGCAACUUUUCACACCAAUUCAAAUGAGCAGAAUUCAGGGUUUUCACGAUGCAUGGCAAAAGAGGGACUAUGAAAGAGCUCUUUUUUACAAAUACUUGGCUCCAAAAGCCUACAAAUAUCUCAAGAUUAAGUACAAGUUCCCUCUGCCCUCCAUGACUCAACUCAGGAUGUUCGAGAAGACAAAUAGACCUACAAGUCUUGCUGUGUUUCGGGAAGUGAGUGUCUAUAAACAAAUCAACAAAAAUAGAAUUAAUUUGUUAGGAGCUCAGAAAAAAUAAAUUUUGA
Messenger RNA from Phlebotomus papatasi, 1352 nucleotides. RefSeq lists its product as uncharacterized. The record is from RefSeq and is a predicted model, not a curated record. The coding region runs from base 137 to 1345 and encodes 402 amino acids. The transcript has 3 exons. Gene Ontology annotation, molecular function: sequence-specific DNA binding. Lineage: Eukaryota; Metazoa; Arthropoda; Insecta; Diptera; Psychodidae.